Messenger RNA from Saccharomycopsis crataegensis, 609 nucleotides. RefSeq names its product Ran GTPase-binding protein MOG1 (gene MOG1). The transcript has a single exon. Gene Ontology annotation, cellular component: nucleus. Bases 1 to 609 code for a protein of 202 amino acids. Gene Ontology annotation, molecular function: small GTPase binding; guanyl-nucleotide exchange factor activity. Gene Ontology annotation, biological process: protein import into nucleus. Lineage: Eukaryota; Fungi; Ascomycota; Saccharomycetes; Ascoideales; Saccharomycopsidaceae. The record is from RefSeq and is a predicted model, not a curated record.
AUGGCGUUUCAAGCUCAGAAAUUAUAUGGUGGGGCGGUGGCCACCUCAAUUCCAACAGGUCUUCUUGAUGCGUCACAAGUUCGUCAGAUCCCUGAUACCCAAGAAGUAUUUGUCAACAUGAACAAUCCAUCGCUAUCGCCAGAAGAUUCGUUGAUCUUCGAUUUACUAGAAAUGGUCGAAGCCUCUGAUGAUGCUGGUGCUGUUAAAAUGCACCUUGAUGAAAUCUCUCAACUCAAUGGGCUUGUGGGGGAUGCUGCAUGGAAAUUGUUGGAAUCACAAGAUAUCUCGAGCAAGCUUCGGCAUUUCACCAAGUCGACGUCGUCAUCCACUAAAGGCUACGUUGCGGUUGCUGCGGCCCCUGCUCAAAAAUGGGGCAAGGAUAAAGCUGAGUGGGUGGUAUUAAUUUUAGGAUUGAUAAGACAUAUUGAAAAGGAUGUGGAUAUUUUGAUUUCCGUGAAUUUGCCAUCACUCAGCGUAGAAUCUUGUGAAGAGCUUCGUGAUAUUGAAAGUAGUGAUAAUGAAAAACACAAACGAAUUAAAGCUGGUAAAGAUAUUGUGAUUAAAGCGAUGGAAAACUAUGAGAUUUUGGACGGCGGACUCUUUGGUUAA